Ascochyta rabiei is the source of this 1734-nucleotide messenger RNA. RefSeq lists its product as uncharacterized. The transcript is spliced from 4 exons. Lineage: Eukaryota; Fungi; Ascomycota; Dothideomycetes; Pleosporales; Didymellaceae. The record is from RefSeq and is a predicted model, not a curated record. Bases 1 to 1734 code for a protein of 577 amino acids.
AUGGGAAAGAGAGUGGAUGAUCACAUAAGUGUAUCGGUACACUCAGUGGGCGGCACUUGGACACCGACUCACUCAAGAACAUGGAGAAACGAUAUCGUGGACGGAAACAGCAGGAGCAGGAGCUGGGCCUGGACUUGGGGUUUCCGUAAUCGGUUGUCUUCAGCAGACAGGACGACAAGCCAGGCCGUUACAGCAGCAACCAGGUCUGCAGAAAGGACGAUGCCGCUGGUCUUCAGCGCAAUUUGGUCAUUCAUCUGCCACAGCCUUUGGCCCAUGGUCAUACAAAUUUUCACGGCAAAAAAGCAGUGGACUGCACUCUUCCUGUUCCUCAGUUGCGCAGUGGUGCCCAUGGUCGUACUUGGUUACUUCACGCCUGAACCCUCUUUCGCCUUCGGAACGUGGCCUCCUUUUUAUAACGUUUUCGCGACCAAGACCAUGUCCUGUGACAACCGGGAUAUCGACUACUAUCCGGUCAACUCGACAAUCACAGGCAUCGAGGGGCUCUUUGUGCUCGACCAAACCUGGGGACGAUUCGCGUUCUCAACGGUCAAGACUAUCGAUGCUGCCUGGGAUAUCGUUUUCGGUCGGGGAGUGCAAUUGCUGGCCUGGUGGGCUGCAUACAUUGUCUUUUCCGAUGCUCUGUUACGCGUAAUCGAACGUCAUCCGGCGUCGUUUCGUAUCUUCCAGCGUAUUGCGUUGGAAGGCCCCAGCCUACUCUCACUAUGGACGCUAUGCAAGGAGGUGUUAUCUAUAAAGAGCAAACGCACGAAGUUACUGUUCACAUACAUGCUUCUUUCAACCAGCUACGUUCUCUGCAUCCCGGUGUUCCUCGGAGCAAUGACAGGUUACGACAGCACGGCUAUAGCCUGGAUCGACAUUGAUAACUCAAACGACAUUGUUCCCGCGUCUGCAAUGAAGCCAGCAUGGGUGAUAACCGGCACCAGAAACUCAACAUUUGACCACAAAGUCUGCUCAGACCCCGGCAAUGCCGAUAUUCAGUCACAAUACUUUUCUCCACGCGUAGACCACUGUUCUUGUCAAAUGCCGAAUGGGACCAUGGCGCCACCAGGUACCUUCCGAUACUAUGAAUCUUUCGCCUUGUCUGUUAGCACCUCUUCUCCGCUUGAAGAAGGGAUAAGUUGCAUGUUCAACUACCACGGUAGCGAUGGAACCUGGGAUGCGACUGAAUCGGAACAAAACGCCAGCCCAAAGGAAGUGAUCUAUAAUUGUAACGAGACUGUGACUUUGAGAGUCAACGAACAAACUUACGACAUUCAGAAUCUCAAUGGCACCCUCGCCCUCUGUUACAACAACGAAGCAUACGAUCAUUGGGCGCUACAAGGCAAGUCAAGGUGUCUUCCCGACACGGCCAAUCCCUCGUACCAAUGGGGGUUUUCGACGAUGCUGUCAGGCAUAUUUGUGUUCAUUCACUUCGGAUGGUGCGUGAGCAUGUAUAUUUUGUGGCUAGACGCGCAAAGCAAGUCUACUCUGAUCAAUGAGGGCUACAAAAUGACACCGCUUAGAGCAGCCUUCGCCAUCGUUAAAGCUGUGAAACACAAAACAGGUCUUGAAGAGGAACAGUUAGUCAGACACAAUACAAGAGCCCUGAACAAAGAGAUUUAUGGAUUCGGGAAAGAGAAGGGAACGAAUGUUGAAUACAGCAUAUUCGUAGCAAACGCUGAGGAAGAUGUGAAAGAUGGAAAAGCGACUAGGAGAAGAAGAGUCUUGGCGUAA